Molecule: messenger RNA, 792 nt
Organism: Scylla paramamosain (green mud crab)
Lineage: Eukaryota; Metazoa; Arthropoda; Malacostraca; Decapoda; Portunidae
Product: cuticle protein AM1159-like
Exons: 3
Coding region: 149-628 (159 amino acids)
Cellular component (GO): chitin-based extracellular matrix
Molecular function (GO): structural constituent of chitin-based larval cuticle
Source: RefSeq, a predicted model, not a curated record
CCCAAUCAGACAGGUAGGGCGGCACUCCAACGGGUUGUGACGUGACAACCUGAUAUUUCAGACGCCGUACAUUCCAGUAUAUAAGAGUCGCCAGGAGGAAGUGGACCCAUACCUCCACCAGCACUACCACACUACCACAGCCGCCGCCAUGAGGACUGCUGUGUUUCUCGCCGCUGUGGCUAUCGUGGCCACCGCCCCCGCCACGCCGCCGAAGGAAGAGGAAGUGAAGGAGGAGGAGGAGGAGAAGCGACCCAUCGUGAUCCUGCUGAACGAACGCACGCCGCCGGAGGGAGCCACCUACGCCUUCGCAAUAGAGACGGAGAACGGCAUUUCCUUCAGCGAGGUGGGCGUGCCGGGAAGCAACGGCCAGGCCAACGUGAAGGGCGUGUACAGGUACCUGAAGGAGGACGGCACAGUGGCUGAGGUGCGCUACGUGGCCGACGAGGGAGGCUUCAGGCCCGAGUCAGCUCUCCUUCCCAUUGCUCCACCUUUCCCUCACCCCAUCCCACUCUUCGUCCAGGAGCAGAUCGCCUUCGCAGAGGAGCAGCGUCGCUUGAAGGCACUCCAGAAGCAGAAGGAGGAGGAGGAGGAGCAGGAGAAGGAACAGCCGCAGCAGCAGGUGGAAUAGAUCACAGGAGGAAGGUCAGGUGGUGUGUGUCUGGACAGGUAACACAGGUGAAGGUCGGGUCGAGUUGCCUGCUUCAUGUUCUUAGCGACUGAUUAGUUUUCCCCGCGCCUCUGUGAUUAGCAUAAUGUAUCUUCUUCACUUUCAAUAAACCUGAUUAUCAAAAA